Messenger RNA from Gavia stellata (red-throated loon), 1417 nucleotides. RefSeq names its product protein phosphatase 1 regulatory subunit 3B (gene PPP1R3B). Gene Ontology annotation, biological process: regulation of glycogen biosynthetic process. The record is from RefSeq and is a predicted model, not a curated record. Gene Ontology annotation, molecular function: glycogen binding; protein phosphatase 1 binding. The coding region runs from base 2 to 907 and encodes 301 amino acids. Gene Ontology annotation, cellular component: protein phosphatase type 1 complex. Lineage: Eukaryota; Metazoa; Chordata; Aves; Gaviiformes; Gaviidae. The transcript is spliced from 2 exons.
CAUGCACUGCACCAGAGUAUUAGACUAUUUUCCUCACAAACAAGCAAUGGCUGUGGAUGUAGCAAUGCAGCUAUACCUAUGCUCUCCACCCUUACGGAGAGAGAAGUGUGCCUGCAAAAUUGCUCCGAAGCCAAGCAAGCCGUUGCGGCCCUGCAUCCAGCUGAGUAGCAAGACUGCACUGAAUGGAUCAGAAGAGGCAGCAAACUCCUUCACACACAACAAAGUGAAGAAGAGGGUGUCAUUUGCAGAUAGCAGAGGCUUUGCUCUGACGAUGGUGAAGGUGUUCUCAGAGUUUGAUGAUCCACUAGAUAUUCCUUUCAACAUCACGGAGCUGAUAGACAACAUUGUGGGCCUGACAACAGUGGAGAGGGACAGCUUUGUCCUGGAUUUUGUUCAGCCCUCUGUGGACUACCUGGACUUCAGAAACCGCCUCCAGACAGACUGUGUCUGCCUUGAAAACUGCGUGCUAAAGGAGCGAUCUGUUGUGGGAACAGUGAAGGUGAAGAACCUUGCUUUUGAAAAGACUGUGAAGAUCAGGAUGACAUUUGACACCUGGAAAAACUUUGCAGAUUACCCAUGCCAGUAUGUCAAGGAUACGUACGGAGGGUCAGAUCGGGACACAUUUUCCUUCGACAUCAGCUUGCCUGAGGGAAUUCAAUCCCAUGAAAGAGUAGAGUUUGCCAUCUCCUUUGAGUGCAAUGGGAAGGUGUACUGGGACAGCAACAGGGGCAUGAAUUACAGGAUCAUACGGUCAGAACUGAAGUCUGCCCAGGAAGCUGUCCGACCCCCACGGUGUCCUGACUUUGGCAGUGCUUUUGACCAGUUUGGGAGCCCUCGGUGCUCCUACGGCCUCUUUCCCGAGUGGCCCAGCUAUUCGGGCUACGAGAAGCUAGGGCCUUACUAUUGACCCAAGGACAAAGUCCUGAUUGACUAACUGUUGCUGGUGUGUCUGCAGGCCUGGGAGCUGGUCUGAACAUGAGGAAUACGGAAAGGUGAAAGAAGUACGGCUCCAUGCAGCUCUAUGUAAGCCUCCCAGCAAAACCAGAUGUGCUCUGCUGGCAGUGGGCUUAUGGUCAGGGAAGCACCUCUGGCGUAAAGGGCUGCCUUCCCUGCCUCAGCUUGGAUAACUGGCUCUCUGGAUGCUCGAAGGACCAGGAGCUGUUGCUCAUAUGCCUCUUCAGUGCUGCUACUCCUUCCUCUUCUAUAAUGCUGCUAGUCUCCAGGGAAACACUACAGUGCUUAUGUUGUCUGUCCAAGCUAUGUAGUGGUGGCUGGUUUGUAUUGCUUGCCUAGUGUUAAAAGGCUUUUCAAAAUAUGUUCUAGUAUUAAUUUUUAGUGAGCUGUACUUCAGCUGCAGGGUUCUCCUUGCAAAGCUGGCCUAUGCCUGUCAGGAAAUGGAGUGGUUGGCUUGCAGGGA